This is a messenger RNA of Trichophyton rubrum CBS 118892, 1056 nucleotides long. Its product is annotated as thymidylate synthase. Gene Ontology annotation, molecular function: thymidylate synthase activity. The coding region runs from base 1 to 1056 and encodes 351 amino acids. The transcript has a single exon. Lineage: Eukaryota; Fungi; Ascomycota; Eurotiomycetes; Onygenales; Arthrodermataceae. Gene Ontology annotation, cellular component: cytosol; mitochondrion. The record is from RefSeq and is a predicted model, not a curated record. Gene Ontology annotation, biological process: dTMP biosynthetic process.
AUGGCCACAACUCCAUCCAUCGGCGGAUCGGAUUCCAACCUCGCCCUCAACCCGCCUUCACAACUAGAGGGUCCUUCGCCCUCACCCACACCGUCCCAUGACCCCUCCCACGAAGAGCAUCAAUAUCUCAACCUCAUCCGCACCAUUAUCGGCACAGGCGAGCAUCGUCCAGACCGCACUGGAACAGGGACUCGAUCUAUUUUUGCACCACCACAGCUUCGCUUCUCGCUGUCCAAGCCGUCGUCUGACCCUUCGAACCCAGAUCCCGUCCCUGUCCUGCCCCUCCUGACCACGAAGCGCGUCUUUUUACGCGCAGUCAUCGCAGAGCUCUUGUGGUUCGUAUCAGGUUGCACAUCUUCGCUACCGCUAAGUGAAGGUGGAAUAAAAAUUUGGGACGGUAACGGCAGCCGAGAGUUUCUCGACAGUGUUGGCUUGUCGCAUCGUGAAGUCGGCGAUUUGGGUCCCGUGUAUGGAUUUCAAUGGCGCCAUUUUGGCGCAGAGUACAUCGAUGCGAAAACAGAUUAUACCGGGAAGGGAGUCGAUCAGGUCGCUGAGGUUGUCAGGAAGCUGAAGGAAUCCCCGUAUGAUAGGCGGAUAAUUCUAAGCGCCUGGAACCCAGCGGACCUGAAGAAAAUGGCUCUUCCACCGUGCCAUAUGUUCGCACAGUUCUACGUGUCGUUUCCACUACAGAAGGCGGGAGAUGAGGGUAAGAAAGGAAAAGGCACAUUGUCUUGCGUGUUAUACCAGAGAUCGUGUGAUAUGGGACUGGGGGUGCCCUUCAACAUCGCAUCAUAUGCGCUGUUGACGCAUAUGUUUGCUCACGCAGCAGAUUUGCAUCCUGGAACUUUUAUUCAUACCAUGGGGGAUGCACAUGUGUACCUUGACCAUAUUGAAGCUCUGCAGGAGCAGCUUACUCGGGAGCCAACUGAUUUCCCUACACUCAAGAUCAAUCGUACUGACCGGGGAUCCGGUGAGAUGGACGGCUGGAAGGACUCUGACUUCGAAGUUUUGGAUUAUAAACCUCAUAAACUGAUUAAGAUGAAGAUGAGCGUAUGA